UUGGACCUGUAUUUCCACAAACCAUAUGAUGGCAGCUUACAAGCUUCUCUGCGCACACGUCAUUGCUUUGCAUGUCACUUAUCUUCCACCUCUCACACAUACAGCCAUAUAUAACUACAUCAUCACCCUCACUUCAUUUCCACCUCAACAAUUCAUCACUCAUGGAGAGAAAAACUUUCAGCUUCAUGUUCUUGCUCCUUCUUGUCUUAGCCUCUGAUGUGGCUGUAGAGAGAGGAGAAGCUGAAACUUGUACGACAAAGAACGAAGAGUGGGCAGGAAGAUGCAUAGAUUAUGAGGGCAGGUGUCAAAAAUGGUGCAGGAACGAAGGUUACCAAGGAGGCUGGUGCAGAGGCCCGCGCUCCUGCUAUUGCCUCUUCAACUGUUGAACUUCACAACAAAACCCUUUUCUUAUAUUAUAUCAUGUUAUCACAAAUAAAUAUAGUAGCAUCAC
Molecule: messenger RNA, 451 nt
Organism: Vigna umbellata (rice bean)
Lineage: Eukaryota; Viridiplantae; Streptophyta; Magnoliopsida; Fabales; Fabaceae
Source: RefSeq, a predicted model, not a curated record